AUGGCUGUUCUAUCAGAAUCUCAGUACAAUGAGCUAUUAGGAGACCUUGUGGCCGCAUCUCAAGACGCGGAGAGAGCGGACAGAGCGGAGAGGACAGCCGUCGCCCCGCAGUUACACUACGAUUUACAGGGGGAUCGAGUCGCUACUCACGCCGUGACGACACGCUCGAACAAUAGGCUUUCUCUUACAAAGGCACGUACUUUGUGGAGCGAACAGCCAAACACCUCGGCGUGCGUCAAACCGGAGCAGAAGACCGUUCGCGGUAUAUUUGAUCCUGAAUCUGUAAUCAACCUAAUCGAUUCACAAGAAGAAGAAAAAGAAGAAGAAGAAAAAGAAGAAGAAGAAAAAGGCCUUCUGAAAGAUAGAGCGCAGGAGGAUCGUUCCGGUUCCACGGCGUCCCAGCAAGGCAGAACCGGAACGAUCGCACCGGCGCGCCCCCGUUACCCCUCCCCCAUUUUCUGUAUCACCAAGGAGGACCUGCGAGCGCGGGAAGAUCGUUCCGGUUCAACUGCGUCCCAGCAAGACAGAACCAACCCCGGUCUACAAACCGCCGGAUCGAGAGGUCAGUCUGCAGCUCCGGCGUGGGAUCCGUUGAAUGCAGCGUGGGGUCCGUUGUAUGCGCCGGUGCCAACGCAGCGCCGGGUUCCAGCGCCAGCAGCUGGGAAUACCACCAACGAGCAAAAACGCCAGCCGGUGACCAGAGCUGCAAGGAGAGCACCUCGUAAAAAAACGGGUAAUUCAGCACCACGCGAAAAAACCGUCAACCCCGUCCAACCGCCAAGGCGUGGCGGAAUUAAAGUGCAGAACAAGUCUUUCAUCGUUAACGAAUUAAUUUCAG
This is a messenger RNA of Poecilia latipinna (sailfin molly), 838 nucleotides long. RefSeq lists its product as uncharacterized. The annotation marks the transcript as partial. The record is from RefSeq and is a predicted model, not a curated record. Lineage: Eukaryota; Metazoa; Chordata; Actinopteri; Cyprinodontiformes; Poeciliidae. The transcript has 5 exons.